Molecule: messenger RNA, 2577 nt
Organism: Heterobasidion irregulare TC 32-1
Lineage: Eukaryota; Fungi; Basidiomycota; Agaricomycetes; Russulales; Bondarzewiaceae
Product: putative urease
Exons: 13
Coding region: 1-2517 (838 amino acids)
Biological process (GO): urea catabolic process
Cellular component (GO): urease complex
Molecular function (GO): nickel cation binding; urease activity
Source: RefSeq, a predicted model, not a curated record
AUGCGCAUUCUUCCACGGGAACAGGAAAGGCUUCUCCUACACCAGGCUGGCUUUCUUGCUCAAAAGAGGCUCGCUCGGGGACUUAGGCUCAACCAGACAGAGGCUACAGCCUUGAUUGCAUCCCAACUUCAAGAGCGCAUCCGUGAUGGAAAGAAUUCUGUUGCAGAGCUAAUGCAACAUGGCAAAACGCUACUUGGGAGGAGGCAUGUGUUGCCUAGUGUUCCCAGCCUAUUACACCAGAUUCAGGUUGAAGGGACAUUCAAAGAUGGAGUAUUUCUUGUCACUGUUCACGAUCCAGUCUGUACGGAGGAUGGAAAUUUGGAUGCCGCACUGUACGGUUCAUUCCUCCCAAUUCCGUCUCUUGAUAUGUUCCCUAUCGUCGACCCUUCCGAAUACGAGCGCAAUAAUUCCCCUGGGGCUGUCAUUGCGAGAAAAGAAAGGAUUACGAUCAAUCAAGGUAGAGAGCGGCUGAGAGUGAGAGUGACAAACAACGGUGAUCGCCCAAUUCAGAUCGGAUCCCACUAUCAUUUCAUCGAAACAAAUGCAGCUUUGAUGUUCGACCGUGGCAAGGCUUACGGAAAACGCCUUGACAUCCCUGCAGGAACAGCUGUUCGAUUUGAACCUGGGGAUACUAAAGUAGUGACACUCUGUACAAUCUCAGGGGCAAAGCUCAUCACGGGAGGGAAUGCGUUGGCAACAGGCGUGUUCGAUAUUUCUCGGACCGACAGCAUCGUGCACAGUCUUAUCCAAAAAGGCUUUGGACAUACACCGGAACCAGGAGCUCUUGUAGUAAACGAAGAUACCGAUAUCGCACGCGAUGCAUAUAUCGCUAUGUAUGGACCAACAGUCGGAGACCGAAUUCGUCUUGGAGACACAGAGCUGUGGAUCGAAGUUGAACGCGACGAGACAGUGUAUGGUGAUGAAGUCAAGUUCGGGGGAGGUAAAUCCAUCCGUGAGGGCAUGGGUCAAGCAACCAACAGGCCAUCUUCCGAAACCCUUGAUCUUGUGAUCACAAAUGCCCUCGUCGUCGAUUGGUCUGGCAUCUAUAAGGCUGACGUCGGCGUCAAAAACGGAAAGAUUAGCGGUAUAGGCAAGGCCGGGAACCCCGACGUGAUGUCCUCCGUCCAUCCUGACCUAGUCAUUGGGUCCAGCACAGAAGUCAUAGCAGGCGAAAAGCUCAUUCUGACUGCGGGUACAAUCGACGCCCACGUACAUUUUAUCUCUCCUACCCAGGUGACUGAGGCACUAGCAGCGGGGACAACGACCAUGAUCGGCGGGGGCACGGGGCCAAGUUCGGGUACGAAUGCCACGACCUGCACUCCCAGUCCUUUCUACAUGCAACAUAUGUUCGCUGCAAUGGAUGGUCUGCCGAUGAAUUUUGCCAUCACGGGUAAAGGGAAUGAUGCAGGUCCGAAGGCUUUGGAGGAUAUUAUCAAGGCAGGGGCUGCUGGGCUGAAACUGCAUGAAGAUUGGGGAUCAACGCCAGCAGUGAUCGUGAACUGCUUGGAUGUUGGAGACAAGUACGAUGUACAGGUCAAUAUACACACGGACACUUUGAACGAGAGUGGUUUCGUCGAAAGCACUAUUGCUGCCUUCGGAAAUCGCACGAUCCAUACGUAUCAUACGGAAGGGGCUGGUGGAGGACAUGCUCCUGAUAUCAUUGUCGUGUGUGGCCUUGACAACGUACUUCCUUCUUCCACAAACCCUACUCGUCCCUUUACGAAUAACACUCUUGAUGAACACUUGGACAUGCUCAUGGUCUGUCAUCAUUUGGACAAGUCUAUUCCCGAAGAUCUCGCGUUUGCCGAAUCUCGCAUUCGUGCCGAAACUGUCGCAGCUGAGGAUGUCUUACACGACACUGGUGCCAUAUCGAUGAUUAGCUCCGACUCGCAAGCCAUGGGCCGUGUUGGUGAGGUUGUGAGUCGAACGUGGCGAACGGCAAGCAAAAUGCGAGAAGUCAGAGGGCCUCUCACGUCUUUGGGCGACGGCGAUGGUGUCGACAACGGAAGAGUCAAAAGAUAUAUCGCGAAAUACACCAUCAACCCGGCUAUUACACAUGGCAUAAGUCAUCUCGUAGGGCAUGUCAAAGUUGGAACUCUCGCGGAUCUCGUCCUCUGGAAACCCGAGAACUUUGGGAUCAAGCCUGAGAUGGUACUUAAGUCAGGCGUCAUCGCUUGGAGCCAGAUGGGCGAUGCGAAUGCCUCAAUACCAACAGUUCAGCCUUUCUUGGGGAGGCCAAUGUGGGGUUCCUAUCCCUCGUCUGCGGCGCUUAAUUCGGUCUACUUCGUCUCUGAGAUAUCCAUCACCUCCGGUGUCGUAGCGUCUUACGGUCUGUCUAAGCGUUUCGAAGCGGUCCGUGGCUGUAGAAAUGUGACGAAGAAGGAUAUGAAGUGGAACGAUGCAACACCACAAAUGAAGGUCGACCCUGAGACUUAUGAGGUGCAUGCAGACGAGAUACUGAUGGAUGCCCCGCCAGCGGCGAAGCUGCCUCUGGCUAGGAUCUAUAAUCUUUUUUGAUGUUAUCGUUCGUUCUUCGCUUAGUGUACGUUAUUGUAAAGACAAUUAUGUAUCGUCUCA